Mercenaria mercenaria is the source of this 1923-nucleotide messenger RNA. RefSeq lists its product as uncharacterized. The transcript has 8 exons. The coding region runs from base 279 to 1652 and encodes 457 amino acids. The record is from RefSeq and is a predicted model, not a curated record. Lineage: Eukaryota; Metazoa; Mollusca; Bivalvia; Venerida; Veneridae.
AACAACAUUUGGAAGUUACUAUGUGUCUUUAACUGUUUCAUCUUGGACAGAAAAGGACAGCAUUUGCUCAGUUGCCGUACCUCCAAUACUGUAUACAUCUGCUGGAAUCACAGUUGAUAUUAAUGAGACUUCUAUAGACAGGGACGGAGCCUGGGUGGGAUAUGUUCAAACUCUUACUGCUUUUGAUUAUAUAGGAUGUCUAAAGAAUGUCACUGUUCAUAGUUCCGGUAUGAUCCUGUCCCAGACAAGCAGAAUUGGUAGUCCUGGACAAUGCUUCGAUGCAUGGUUUUGGAUCAUUCAUCGGAAUUUCUGAAAAUGAGUGUUUGUGCUUAAAAGAAGGUCGUACUUUGAACAGUCUGCGAUCAAACUAUACGGAGUGCACCGCAGAUUGUGAUCAUCAACCAGGAGUUACAUGUGGAGGACUAACAGAAAAUGGAACUCGUUAUAUACCGGUAUAUAAUUUGAAUCCUAAAGUGACAAACCAUACCGAUAACAGUGAAACAGAAAUGUCCUGUCUAGAACUUGAACCGGUCAAACAGCAAUUUAUAUGGGAAAACUGUUCAACAAAUCUUCUCGUUGUGUGUGGUUUUUACGAGAAAUAUAUGCAAACAUCUUCAAACGGAGAGAAUAGAACCUGGAUUAGGAAUGCAAACAAAUGUUUUUCUCAUGGAGGCUUUCCGAUUCGUUUCCGAAACUACAGUGAUGCUGAAUUUGGUCUUGUAUCCAUGACUCAAAUGUGGACCAAUGUACUCAGAAGUGCUGUUAUCAGUUCUGAAAAGCAAAGCAUUAAACUAAAAGCGUUAGGUGAUGUCAGAAUGCGUUAUGGAUUUGUACGGAAGCAAAAUGAGUACAUAGUACUUGACUUUGCCAUAAACAAUUUUGAGCGUAAAAGAGUUGUCUGUGACAGUGACGAAGAUCAAGACAAAUCCCAAGAAAAUCAAAGUAAAUCUUCAUUUUCAGAUAUCAUUGUGCCUGUAGGUGUUUCUUCUGCUGCGGUUUUGGUGACUGCUGCAGUUGUGAUUUUCUUUGUUUUUCACAGGCGGAGGGGGACAGCUAUAGCACUAUGCAGACGUAAGAACGUGAGGAAGAGCUCGGGUCAUGAUCAUUCUUAUAGUCAGACAUUUGAACCUUCUGGACGACUUGAAACCGACAAUCAUGCAUACGAUAGCAUUGACGAAAUAGUUCGUCAUAAAGAGUCCGAACAGAAUGCUGCAAACGAAACAAGUAAUAGCAAUUACAUACACAAUUACUUUGUGCUGGAGAAACGCGAAAAGGAAUCUAAAGUUUCAGCAUAUGACACAACUAGGUCUGAUCAAGAAAAUUCUUCCGCAAAAGGUACCAAUGUCUAUAACAGGUUAAACUCUGACAAAACAUAUGGCCAUGUGUUUACAGCGAAACGUAAUGUGAUGACUACCUACGAUAACCCAUAUAACACAACAGAGAAAGCUGCUGUACGGCAUUCAUCUAAGAGUAUCAGUGAUAAACAAGCAAAUGACAACAGCAUGAAGGAUGAAGAUAGCUCAAUUGUACAGAGAGCGAGUCGGAAAAUACUUUGGCAGUACCAGUUGUUAUUCAACGAAAUUUUCUGCCUGAAUAGCAAUCUUGGUCUGUACUGCCUGCAAAAGCAGAAGCAUUUGCCGCCAGCAGGCUAAAGGUUGUUUAAAGCAUGUAUUAAGCGAAAUGAUAAGUUUGAAUAUGAAAGAAUGUAUAUUUCUGCAUCUUGAAAUGUGUUAUCGCUCUAAAAUAGAACCUUCAACCGAAAUUAAAUGGCAUACUUACGAACAACAGACACUCAAACUUAUCCAGAUGAAGCCGCAGAAAAUGUAGAUGUUGCAAAGUAGUUGAUUGAUAGGCUAUGAGUUAUGUGUAAAUCUAGUUCAGAAAUACAACUGAUAGCUCACCAGUAUAUACAACAAUAAAAAU